GGUUUUUCAUUUUGAACCAACAACCAUCUCUCUCUAUGCCGCAGCUUGGAGCUAGUUGAACUCAGAAUCAUAUGAUUGCCCUUUAAUUUCACCAAACAACAAAAAAGAAGGAUUCAUUUGGAUCAGGAAAUUUGUAAGAGAAAUCGACAAUGGAAUUGAGUAACAAUAGAGAUGGUGGCGUAUCUGGAGAUGAAUUGACUUCUCCAGAUGGUAGUUCAGAAAGGAGGCAUAAAUUCAGUGUCAAUCAAAUUCAUGAGCUUGAAAGUGUAUUCAAAGUAAGUUCACAUCCUGACGAAAAAACAAAACAAGAGCUCGCAACAAAAUUUUCCGUGGACAAAAAACAAGUGCAAUUUUGGUUCCAAAAUAAACGAUCCAUAUCGAAGACGCAAUCGGAACGAUAUAAUAAGAGAGUGUUGCAACAAGAAAAUGAAAAACUUCGCACAGAGUAUGCUGCAAUGAGGGAAGUCAUGAAAAAAUCAAUUUGUGAUCCGUGUCGUAAUAAAGAUACUACUAUAAGGAACGAAAAUGUCGAUGAGAAGGAAAUAUUGAAUGAGCAUGCCCGCCUAAAAGAUGAACUUGCAAGGAUUGCUAUCCAUGCUGACAAAUCUUUGGGAUCUUCUUCAUUUUUAGAGGGAUCAUUAACAUCCAUGAUGGAAAAAUUUGGGUUAGAAUUAAAUGAGGUUGAUUUUGGAAAAUAUCUAUCAAGUCCUCUACCUACAAACUUAGAUGUAACACUUGAUAAAUCAAUGUUACUAAAUCUUGCUUUGGAUGCCUUGAAUGAGUUGCUUAAGUUGGCAAUGAGUGAUGAACCUUUAUGGGUUAGAAACUUGGAUGGAGGUGGGGAAAUGUUGAAUAUGGAAGAAUAUGCUACAACUUUUAUUCCAAUUAUUGGCAUAAAACCUAGCCAUUUCACAACAGAAGCUACAAGGUCAUCUGGUACAGUGGUUGGCAACAGUUUGACAUUGGUAGAGAUGUUGAUGAAUGAGAGUCAAUGGGUAGAGGCGUUUCCAUGCAUUAUUGGUAAAGUUAAUACUUUUGAUGUUAUUUCUACUGGCAUAGGUGAAGGCAAGAGUGGUACUCUGUUAUUGAUUGAAGCUGAAUUACAAAUUAUUUCAAAUGUGGUUCCUGUCCGUGAAAUAAAAUUUCUACGUUUUUGUCAAAAACAUGCUGAAGAUAGUUGGAUUAUUGUGGAUGUAUCUGUCGAUACAAUCAAAGAAGGCUCACAACAAUAUAAAAUUGAAAAAUGUCGAAGGCUCCCUUCUGGUUGCAUUAUUCAAGAUAUGUCCAAUGGUUACUCUAAGGUUACUUGGAUUGAGCAUAUGGAAUAUGAUGAAAUUUUUGUUGAUCAUUUGUAUCGCCCUUUAAUCAGAGCCGGUCUAGGAUUCGGCGCACAAAGGUGGAUGUCCUCUUUGCAAAGGCAAUCUGAGUUGUUGAGAGUAAUGGCAUCAUUUGUCAAUUCCACUGUUGAUCCAAAGGGGGAGAUAGGGAUGGGAAUAUUGUCUCAACGCAUGACGCGUAGUUUUUGUGCGGUAAUUUGCGCAACCUCUCACAAGUGGAUAACAAUUCAAAAAGAAAAUGGAAAAGAUGCAAAUCUGAUGAUGAGGAGGAAUAUUAGUGACGCUGGUGAACCUAUCGGUGUGAUUUUAAGUGCCACAAAGACGAUCCAGUUACCGAUAAAAUCACAAUGUUUAUUUCAGUUCUUCACUAAUAAAAAUUUGAGGAGGCAAUGGGAUAUCUUAUCCUGUAGUGGUGCCAUGGAAAAUAUUAUCCAUAUUAACAAGGAUGAAAAUCUUGAGAGUAGUGUCUCUCUACUGUGUGCUAAUGGGGGUGCUAAUGAAAAUAACAUGAUGAUAUUUCAAGAUACUUGCACGGAUGCGACAGGUUCUCUUUUAGUCUAUGCAAUAGUUGAUUCUUCAAAAAUGAACACAGUGAUGAAAGGAGGGGACCCUUCUUGUGUGGAGCUCUUGCCCAAUGGAAUUUCAAUCCUUCCUGAUUUAUCUGCAAAUAAUAACAAGGAAUUUGGUAGUGGAUCACUGGUGACCAUCAUGUUUCAAAUGUUGGUCGACAAUAUCUCCACAGCAGAUCUUCCACAGAAGUCAAUCGUAGACGCAAAUGACAUUAUCUCGCAUACCAUUCAUAAGAUUAAAAGUGCUCUCUUAAUUUGAUUCAUAGAAUUAAGACGGAUAUUCAAUAUCAAACUUGUGUGUCAAAACCUACAUAACAAAUAAACUUGUUUGGUAUCAACUCGGUUUCUUUACAGAUUAAGAGCUAGCUCUUUAUGUGUGUGUGUUUUUCGAAUGAUGAGAUAUUUUGUAUCGUUCUUGUUUUUUUGUCUAGAGUCUUGAAUAACAUUACAAUGUUUUUAAUGUCAGUAAUAGUAUACAUGACAGUAUUGUAUUAUGUUAUUUUGAGUUUAUGUAGGAACUAUCUUUUUGAUGAUUUA
This is a messenger RNA of Solanum lycopersicum (tomato), 2443 nucleotides long. RefSeq names its product homeobox-leucine zipper protein HDG1. Gene Ontology annotation, molecular function: lipid binding; DNA binding. The record is from RefSeq and is a predicted model, not a curated record. Lineage: Eukaryota; Viridiplantae; Streptophyta; Magnoliopsida; Solanales; Solanaceae.